This is a messenger RNA of Gorilla gorilla gorilla (western lowland gorilla), 3563 nucleotides long. RefSeq names its product olfactory receptor family 10 subfamily D member 3 (gene OR10D3). Gene Ontology annotation, cellular component: membrane. Gene Ontology annotation, biological process: G protein-coupled receptor signaling pathway. Lineage: Eukaryota; Metazoa; Chordata; Mammalia; Primates; Hominidae. The transcript is spliced from 2 exons. Gene Ontology annotation, molecular function: G protein-coupled receptor activity; olfactory receptor activity. The record is from RefSeq and is a predicted model, not a curated record. Bases 51 to 989 code for a protein of 312 amino acids.
CUAUACAAACAGAUGAUUAAAUGAUCAUACUUUCUCUUUGACUGGCUUCCAUGGAGGUGAAGAACUGCUGCAUGGUGACAGAGUUCAUCCUUUUGGGAAUCCCACACACAGAGGGGGUGGAGAUGACACUUUUUGUCUUAUUCUUGCCCUUCUAUGCCUGCACUCUACUGGGAAAUGUGUCUAUCCUUGUUGCUGUUAUGUCUUCUGCUCGCCUUCACACACCUAUGUAUUUCUUCCUGGGAAACUUGUCUGUGUUUGACAUGGGUUUCUCCUCAGUGACUUGUCCCAAAAUGCUGCUCUACCUUAUGGGGCUGAGCCGACUCAUCUCCUACAAAGACUGUGUCUGCCAGCUUUUCUUCUUCCAUUUCCUCGGGAGCAUUGAGUGCUUCUUGUUUACGGUGAUGGCCUAUGACCGCUUCACUGCCAUCUGUUAUCCUCUGCGAUACACAGUCAUCAUGAACCCAAGGAUCUGUGUGGCCCUGGCUGUGGGCACAUGGCUGUUAGGGUGCAUUCAUUCCAGUAUCUUGACCUCCCUCACCUUCACCUUGCCAUACUGUGGUCCCAAUGAAGUGGAUCACUUCUUCUGUGACAUUCCAGCACUCUUGCCCUUGGCCUGUGCUGACACAUCCUUAGCCCAGAGGGUGAGCUUCACCAACGUUGGCCUCAUAUCUCUUGUCUGCUUUCUGCUAAUUCUUUUAUCCUACACUAGAAUCACGAUAUCUAUCUUAAGCAUUCGUACAACUGAGGGCCGUCGCCGUGCCUUCUCCACCUGCAGUGCUCACCUCAUUGCCAUCCUCUGUGCUUAUGGGCCCAUCAUCACUGUCUACCUGCAGCCUACACCCAACCCCAUGCUGGGAACUGUGGUACAAAUUCUCAUGAAUCUGGUAGGACCAAUGUUGAACCCUUUGAUCUAUACCUUGAGGAAUAAGGAAGUAAAAACAGCCCUGAAAACAAUAUUGCACAGGACAGGCCAUGUUCCUGAGAGUUAGUAAGAGCAGAUAAAUGGAUGCAUGGGUCUGGAAUUCCUUUUGCUUUGACCUAAGAAAUUUCAUUCUGGAAUCUUCAUAUGUGACAAUGACUUGGAAUUUUCAGCACUGUGCUGAAUGAUAUGGACCAUUAUGCUAUAUAUAAUACAUUAUCUUUUUGCAAUAUUUUAUUUUAUUAUCUAGGUUCUGCCUCUUCACCUAUCUUCAAAGUCAUAUAGUCUUGGUUAUUGUUACUUUGCCUUUCUUCUAUAGAGAAUUGCCUGUCCCUGGAAGGAAGAUCUUUUCCAUCGUGCCAUUUUUUUUUUUUUUUGCACCACUUUUCUCAAUUUACUCCCCUCAUACUAUUUGUGAGACAAACCUAUAGGGAAAGGCAAUAAAAAGAAGAAAAGAGAUUUUAAAUAACUGAGAGAAUAAUAUAAUUUUAAAAAUAUAUUAACAGACUAAGGACUAGAGUCAAGAUGCAGUGUUUUUUUUUUUUUCCUCCCCAAAUGUCUGGAAAGGGAAUAACUUAGAAUUUAUCAGCAAGGAUGUUCAUCCCAUGUCUGACCCCAUGCCUGACUGCUCUGUCUAAACAUUUUUAGGCAGAUUGGGUCAGCCCCACUGCCUAAGGAAAGUAAAAAGCAUUGUGUCUAGUAUAUUAGAUUUGGGUCUGUUUCCAUCUUGCUACCAGCUAUUAGUGUGGCAAGUAGUGUGGUAACAAUUUAGUAGCUUUAUCAGGUCAGGCUAAUGGCUUGGGCCAGUGGCUCUCCAAACCUGAUUCAAGGAGCCCCAGACUCCAGUGAAUUUAUCCUGAGAUUUCCAUGUUAAAUAUACUUAGUGAGAACUUUCUGUUUAGUUAUCAUAUGUAUUAGAUUUCUAGGUAAGAUUCUACUGGAGAAAGUUUGAAAGCUUCUGGACUUUUUGAUCUCUGGGGUACCUUGUAAGAUUAAAAAAUAUGAUGUGUAUAUUUUGUUUCUACCCAUAACUUUAAAGGUGUUUCUGCCUUUUCUUUAACACCUGAACCUCACCCUUACCUCUUGGAUAUUCAUUUGAGCUUGCUAGACUUGGUAAAGCUUCAAGGAUCAUUUCAUUACCUACCAAACAAUUCUGCUCUUCCAAAAAAAAUUGUAAAGAAAAUAUUUAUACUUACAUUUGGCCUCAUGCAACAUCCUCAUUUUUUGAUGUGCAUCAAAGUUAUCUACUUUGGCUCAAAAACAGCUACACAGAAGCUUUGUGGAGCCACUGAUUAGAUCUGAAAUCCCACAGAAGACAGAGACACUCAGCAUUUUCCUGGAUUCGUUGUGUUGACUGCCUAGGGUACACAUAAUUUUACCUCUUUACACCUCUUACCAAAAUACUAAGCACCGUGUUAUUAAAAUUCCAACUAGAAAGCUUCCCCAUCCACUGUGAUGUAACGAAAAUAAAUUCAGCUUCAUAUUCUCCUUUUUAUCCCUUUUCAAAAACUCCUAAGCAUGACACCCGAAUUGCAAAGCCUCCUGCCAGAAUUCUCUGUAUCCUUGGAACUGUCAAGUAUAUAAUUGUCUUAGUAGCCUCUUCACUCAUUUGUGCCUUAAAUUUCUGUCUUUGGUUCAGUAGUAUGAAGAUUGUCUUUUAUAGAGCCCUGAUUAUUUGUCAGAUAUUAUCAUAAAUGCUGUGUAAAACUAUCUCAUUUAAUCCUCAAAACAAUCUUUGAUAUUUGUGCUAUUGUUCCCAUUUUACUGUGAGAGGCCCAGGAUAUGAAUGCAAGGAUUUUACGCUUAAACACUAAGAAACUGCUUCCAAAAUGCUUAAAAAUCUUUCCAACUAAGAAGAGAUAAGAAACCAAGAGGGAGCAGUUGACUUCAUCCAUGCCAGCCCAAGAAGCAUCUUACAUCCAAGAUAAAGAUAUUUUCUCCCACUCUUAUGAAGGAAAUGGUAACCAAGGGAGUCAAUGGUGGGCUUAACUCCAGAACGUAGAUGGCAGAGGCCUCAAGUGGGCAAGGCAUCUCACUGCGGCAGAGGCCAGGGUGAGAAACGAUUAGGCAUACGAAGAGGGACACAGCAACGGAGACUCAAAAAAGAAGGGCCACACAGGAAUCAGAAGUGCCACAUCUUCAUGUCUUCUUCCAGUAAAAAACAGACAAGAGCCAUAGAUGAAGGCACUGGAAUCUUUGUAUCACUGAGGAUUGCUGGAAGGAGGAGAGAUGACUGAGAAUACAAAAAUCAGCAACAGCUUGAAAGAAAGCUCUGUCUCCAAACACCCACCAUAUGCCUUCUUCUGUCACCUGUGCUCCACUUCUCUCGUUAGGAAGUUUCCUGACCAAUGUAAGGAGAUGGCUGUUGAUUUUCAGUUACUGAUUUCUCACCCGAUCUGGGCAAUGAUCCUUGAUCCAGCAGCUCACAAUCCUCCCUCUGAGCCCCAGUAUUGAUUUCAUUUAGCUUGUUGAAUUUGCCUUCUAAGGAUUCAUAGAGACAUCUCAAAGGCUCUGUUAUUGGCUGAGGGAAAAUCUAACAAAAGAUCUCAGAGCCCCUCCCUGGCCCCAAAAUGGUUUCAGAUGUAACUCACCAUUCCAGAGGAAUGGUAAUAAUGGGACUGCAUUUUCCCUUUUCUCUGGUAUA